Messenger RNA from Cydia splendana, 2315 nucleotides. RefSeq names its product zinc finger protein 112-like. Gene Ontology annotation, molecular function: zinc ion binding; DNA-binding transcription factor activity, RNA polymerase II-specific. Gene Ontology annotation, biological process: regulation of transcription by RNA polymerase II. Gene Ontology annotation, cellular component: nucleus. The record is from RefSeq and is a predicted model, not a curated record. Bases 282 to 1532 code for a protein of 416 amino acids. Lineage: Eukaryota; Metazoa; Arthropoda; Insecta; Lepidoptera; Tortricidae. The transcript has 5 exons.
ACCAAACCUCAGCCAAACCAAGCAGAUAAAAAUAUUAUCCUGCUUUUUGUUUGGAAUGAAGUCAUCAGCCGUCAACAAUCGACCAUCUGCCAACUUGACUGAAUAAGCAAAUUCAAUUACAUAUUAUAAUUUAUACUGUAUCGAAAAAUGCGUUAAAAUAGGGACACGCUCACGCUUAAGAAUUAUUAACACGUAGUGUCAAGCAGACAGCAACAAUGAAGUGGAAAUAAUGAACAACAAACAAAUUCAGAAUUGAGUCAAAUUGAAUUCCAUAUUUUAACAUGGAGAAUCUCUGCCGUGUUUGUUUAAAAGAAGGAGCCAACAUAUCAAUAUUUGAUAGCAAAGAUGAAAACAGUGUAUAUACUAAACUCUCUUUAUGUGUUAGGGAAAAGGUAGAGGACCUUGAAGGAUAUCCUCCCAAUAUAUGCAUAGUAUGUUACAGCACCUUGGAGUCUGUCUGCGCUUUCAUCAAAAAAUACAAGGAGUCACACAAGGUUCUAGAAAGUGGGCUGAUCCCAAUAAAACAUGAGCCCUAUGAGGACAACAAUACCUAUGAUGACAUUAACAAUGACCAAUCAGAUAUUGAAAUAGAAGUAUGUGCAGUUAAAACGGAACCCCAAGAUACUACUGAUGUUUUAGGAGAACCUCUGAAGUUGAAAAUUGACAAGUUAAAACAUUUAUCCAUUAAAAGAGUUAUAAAGAAAGAAGAAGAUUCUAAUCCAGAAAAUGAGUGUGUGGAUCUUACAGAAGAGCAUGCCAAAAAGAAGAAGACAAAAAGCAGCAAAUCAGAAACAAGACUAUCAUUGAAAGAAUACAAGCAAAUGACAUUGAAACAGAGAAAAUUAAAGCUAAUGAAAAGACAGAAAGAGAUUGAAGAAAGGAGAAAAAAUAAAAGUAAACAAAAUGAUACGGAUUCAGAUCCUGCGAAGCCUGACGAACCAAAACCACCAAAACUGUGUGAUAUUUGUGGUGACACAUUUCCAACAUCCGACAAACUGUCAUAUCAUAAACAGAAAAAACAUGUAGACAUACCUGUACAAUGUCCAACUUGUAACCGUACAUGUGUAAGCACAUAUUACCUUAACAGGCAUAUUAAGAGAAAGCAUACUGAGAAGAAAGACUUUAUCUGUCAAAUCUGUGGUACAGGAUUUGCUUUUAAAGGGGAGCUGACGAGUCACUACAAAUCGGUGCAUGUGAAGAAGACAGGACCACCGAGGACUUGGGCGUGCAAGCACUGUGGGAAGACCUACAAGUGUCCGAAGUCUGUGCUUGUGCAUGAGAGAUCAGUUCAUACAGGCGAGCGUCCAGCGGUCUGCGACAUCUGCAACACCAGUUUCACCCACCACGACUACCUAAAAGAACACAUGCGUUUACAUACCGGAGAGACCCCAUUCAAGUGUCCCAUAUGCGGCCGCGGCUACGCGCAGCGCUGUAAUAUGAAGAGUCAUCUGCGCAUUCAUAAGGUGUCCGAGUUGAACCCCGAGGAGCUUAGCAAGCUUAGACCUAACUAUAUAAGGAGGUUGAAGGUAUGAUAAUUUGUAGGUAAUGGAGAAAGGGGGGCAUUCAAGAAGGGUACGUGAAGCUAUUUUUUUCUGAUUUUCUACCUUGUCUACCUUGUCAUAAAAGUCUAUAUUGCAAUAAUCUUGCUAUUGGGCAGAAUAUUUUAAAUAGGUAUCAACUUUGUGCUAUUAGUGUUAAGGUUGAAAAUCAUUCCCAAACAAGAUAUACCCGUAAAGGAGUCGAAAAUUGUUAGUCUUCAGUGUAACCAUUUAAAUUUGCAUGUGGGUCAUUAUCAGUUUCUUAGGCCCCAGGACCCCAUUUAAAAAAGGGCUUUUAACCUAAAUUUCUCUUUCUAAGAAAUAUGGUUGUUAUAGAGUUGUUUAAAAUGCGAACCAAUAGUCAAAAUAUUGUUUGCUAUGUUUGGAAGCCUAUGUACCUAGGAUACAGCCUACAGCUACACUAUUCAACUCCAGCGAGUCAUAAUCAAUCAUUAUUAUUCAUACUACUUGUUUCUAUUAUCACAGAUCAUAUAAUACUAUUAUGAAAUAAGUUUUGUUGUUUAAUUACUUACAACGAAAGUGGUCUGCCGUGUAAACAAAAAAUAAAAACACCAACUUGCUCUCUUGUCAACUUGUUUGCAAGUAAGUUUUGUAAAAGCUAAAUAUAUUAUAUCUAAAACAUGAAUCUUUUAAUAGAUUUAGAUUGUAUUGUUAGUUAUUUGUAUUGUACUAUUGUGUUGUUAGGUUCUAUCUUUUGGUUUAGUAUAGUAGGUCUUUUUACUACUGAUGUGCCGUCGAAAAUUUUCAAUAUGAAAU